Erythranthe guttata (spotted monkey flower) is the source of this 1065-nucleotide messenger RNA. The record is from RefSeq and is a predicted model, not a curated record. Lineage: Eukaryota; Viridiplantae; Streptophyta; Magnoliopsida; Lamiales; Phrymaceae.
AUGAAUCAGAGUUUAAUACAUCAGCAACACUCGAUGAACACGAUGAAUCAGAAUUCAAUGCACCAGCAUCAACAAUUGAUGAAUCAAAUCAACCCACAGGUGGUUAAUUUCAACAAUGUACCCUCCUCGCAUGUUAAUCGGCCGAUUUAUCACCCGUAUAUUAUUCAGAUGAAUCGCAGCUACGGGGAUUGGGCGGCGCCGCCGCCGCACUACCAAAACCCUAACCUUUACCACCCCACUGCUUUCAAUAAUUCACUUGCUCAAAGGAGGAUCAAUCGGAAGGAGAGAAGGAUAAUUAGUUAUAAGGAGCAGCAGCGGAAAUUGAUCAAAUUAGGGCACCAGAAUCGGCCGAAGACUCGAAAAUUUCUCCACAGGAAGAAAUUCAAUAAGAACAAUAUGAGCAGCCGAUAUCCCCCACUUGCGCCGAGGAACACGAGUUCGUUUCUAAUUAGAGCGAAGAAAAACGGCGGCAUUGCGCCUCCAACUCCUAUUGAAUCUCCUGCGAGAGAGAUCUCGGUGGAAUUUGCCGAGCGAGAAUUGGAAUUGGAUGAUGCAUAUGGCUCAAACUCAAUGAAUGAGUUCUUUCCAUUCUCUCCUUUCUAUCAAUUGGAGGUGGCGAAUGAAGAACAAAAAGUCGAAGAAGAAGAACAAGAAGUCGAAGUAGAGGAAGAUGUGGAAGAAGAAGAUGAAGAUGACGAAGAAGAUGAAGGCGGCUCGAUCGUGGAAUUGGAAAAUAGAAUGGACAAUGAUUUGAGUAGGUUCGAGACGAUUUGCGAUCCGAAUAGCAUCGAUCAAGAUUCGAAAGAUGCGUCGAAUGUUGUAGAAUUGGAGGAGGAGAAUAUGAGUUUGAAGGAAAAGUUGUUGUUGAUGGAGAUUGAGUUGAGGAGUUUAAGAAAGAGAAUGUUGAUUCUAGAGAGAAGUGAAAACAGAGGAGAUGAUCAUCUUGUUGUUUUUAAUGAUGAUGUGUCUGAAAAUGAAAGCGAUAAUAAUAGUAUUGUUGAUUUGGAUGAUGAAUUUAUUGAAGGUGAUAAUUGUCAAGUUCUUGAAUCAACUAACUCUUGUUAA